CAUAAACUCUCGAACCAAUCUUAACUCAGAUUUCUCGAGCCCAUCCUAACUCAAAUUUCUGAAUCCGUCUCUUGUUAUCGCAAAUUAAUUCAACAAUGUCCUCUUUAUGCAUAUCUCGUUGUAUCGACGAUGCACGGCCUCCGGUGAUGGUGGCUCGUGCCACCUUCACAAACCUCUACAAGUGGCCCGAGUCCGACGCCGAGUUCCUCCGCUCCGUCAGCUCCAACCGCCACCGUGACCUUGGUGACACCACCAGACCCCACCUCCCUAGGGUCAGAGUGGUGGACAGUAUCUCAUGUAGACAACUCUAUCUAAGAAGCUACACUUUCUCAAGGGACGACGACGACCGCGAUCAGAUUCAGCCGGCAAGGACCACUGGCAAGGCCGGAAGGUCAAGACCCAUGACCAGGAGGGAGAGGAAACGGACCAGUCGCCGCGGAGGUGCCGGAUCCAGGACGGUGGCGGCACUUCGCUCGGUUUUCCGGCGAUUGCUUUCUUGUACCGCAAAGGUUGACGUGGUCGGUUGAUGAUAUUAAUUUUCAUACAAAAUAAAUAAUAAUAUUAAUUAUU
This is a messenger RNA of Impatiens glandulifera, 570 nucleotides long. RefSeq lists its product as uncharacterized. The coding region runs from base 96 to 527 and encodes 143 amino acids. NCBI's taxonomy places the organism in Eukaryota, Viridiplantae, Streptophyta, Magnoliopsida, Ericales, Balsaminaceae. The transcript has a single exon. The record is from RefSeq and is a predicted model, not a curated record.